AUGGGUUCCGUCCUCUCCGUCUUGUCGUGUAUACGACACGUCAUUUUUUCCAACACUUCCGGUACACCGAUGGAAGCCGUGCCAAUUUCUUAUGUGAGAGCGGAAGAUUACUCCAUUUCAGGAUCACUGCGCGACGGAGUGCACGACAAAUGGAAUAAAGCCCUUCACUCCAUGAUCUUUCUCGACUUGAAUACGCGUCGCAUCAUGUGGCCGCUCAUCCAGCGGCGGAUGGAUCGCAUGGAGGCAUCCAUGAAGUAUACCAACUGCAAUUUGGACCACCUCAAGAUGAAAUAUGCGGGUUGGGAUGACCGCAAAAUAUUCCAGAUUCACGAUCUCUUCCAAGCCUUCGAAGUCGAUGGGGAUGGGCUGAUCGAAAUUGCGGAAAUGAGCGUAGGCUUGGACAAUUUGGGCGACAAGACUUCCAUGAAUGACAGGAUACCACAGUUAUGUUCGGGCGAUGAGGAUGGCACGGGGAGCAUCGAUUUCGAAGAGUUUGUCCAGAUUCUUUACCAACAACAAGAAGUUCUACACUCGGAAACCCCACUGUCCAAAACGUUCAUCAAUGUUAACAAUGACGUCAUGUUUAUACGAUGGAUGAGCACGGUUCAGCAGAUAAGGGCAGGAUUCUUUUAA
This is a messenger RNA of Folsomia candida, 633 nucleotides long. RefSeq names its product caltractin-like. Gene Ontology annotation, molecular function: calcium ion binding. The transcript has 4 exons. The record is from RefSeq and is a predicted model, not a curated record. Lineage: Eukaryota; Metazoa; Arthropoda; Collembola; Entomobryomorpha; Isotomidae. Bases 1 to 633 code for a protein of 210 amino acids.